Messenger RNA from Saccoglossus kowalevskii, 1356 nucleotides. RefSeq names its product AP-3 complex subunit sigma-1-like. Gene Ontology annotation, biological process: intracellular protein transport; Golgi to vacuole transport. Gene Ontology annotation, cellular component: AP-3 adaptor complex; membrane coat. The record is from RefSeq and is a predicted model, not a curated record. NCBI's taxonomy places the organism in Eukaryota, Metazoa, Hemichordata, Enteropneusta, Harrimaniidae.
AUCCGCCAUUUUACACGUACUUCACUUCUGCUUGUAGUAUUUUACGAUUUCGUCUUCGACAUAGUGUUUUAAAUUCAGGAUCAAAAUAACAAAGAAGAAUGAUUAAGGCAAUUCUUGUUUUCAACAACCAUGGGAAGCCGAGAUUGACGAAGUUCUUUGUACAUUACAAUGAAGAUAUGCAGCAACAGAUUAUUAGAGAAACCUUUCAUCUUGUGUCAAAAAGAGAUGAUAAUGUUUGUAACUUCUUAGAAGGUGGAAGCCUCAUCGGUGGUUCAGAUUAUAAAAUUAUUUAUCGUCACUACGCUACUCUGUAUUUCGUAUUCUGCGUUGAUUCAUCAGAGAGUGAACUGGGUAUUCUAGAUUUGAUACAGGUGUUCGUAGAAACAUUGGACAAAUGCUUUGAAAAUGUCUGUGAGUUGGACCUUAUUUUCCAUGUUGAUAAGGUACAUUAUAUUCUGGCUGAGUUAGUAAUGGGUGGCAUGGUAUUAGAGACGAAUAUGACAGAAAUUUUAACACGAAAUGAAGAACAAAAUAAAUUAGAAAAGCAAGAGGCUGGCAUAUCUGCUGCACCAUCCCGAGCUGUGUCCGCUGUUAAAAACAUCAACCUGCCUAACCUGCCAUCCAACAUACAGCUUCCCAAUCUGCCAUCAUUUAGAUAAAGGCAUUAUGUCAAGACGUCCUUCUGGUAUUAUUAAAAUUAGCUUAUUGUUGUCAAACACAGUGAUGAACUACUAAAUUUACUUAUUUAUGUGAUGUGCCAGAUGAGGUUUACUAGUUUGGCACUAAAGUUGUUUCUGUCAUUGUAUUUCCAAAGAAAAGUUUCUGUGUUGUAGCUGGAGUAUCCAAGGCUCUCCAUAAAUGAGUGUUUUAUAUAAAGGAUAUUUUAUUAAAAGAGCAUCUCCAAUAGAAGUGGAUAUAAAUAAAAAAAUUGCAUUGGCUGUGCUAUAUACUAUAUAAUUAAAAUAGUACUUAUUUUGACCAUAAAUGUAAACGCUAUAAUUGUUUAUGUAAAUGUAAGCGCUAUAAUUCAAGUAUUUUAUUCAGGCUUUCAGACAGCCAGACGAAGGAAAUAACUUUUCCUCCCCGAAUAAAAAGGCAUGUUUACCUUAUCCAUUCUGAAACACAACGAGGUUGUAUACAGUAUUUCAGUUUUUGCAUUCAGUAUAUUUUAUUGUAUUAUUUCAGUUUGUAUCUUGACAGACAAACAGUGUUCAGUGUUCAAUACCUUCUGAGACGUCAGUCUUUCUUUAUAUCUUCUUUCCUCCAAUUAAAUAUACAUUAGAGAACUUCAGUUAUUGCCGUAUUUACUUCUAUUAGUAGUGCAUUAUUUUGUGUAUUACAGUGACAGUAUAUUUU